CCCGAGAGAGACACGCACGGAGAUCGGUCUCAGUUGAAGUGCCCCAUGCUGUGUGUUGCCGUCCCAUACCGAAUCGGGAAAUGCGUCUGCAAGUCUUGUUGACAAGAUAAUUCGCACGGGCUCAUUACGAAGCCAGACCCAGUGCUGCUGUGCGAACAACAACAACAACAACAGAAACAACAACAGCAACAGCACAACAGCAGCACAGCAGAACAACCGAGCUGACCCCGGAGAGCGCCUCGCACCUGCCCCGGUGACUCUCGCUCCAUCGGCAGCCGAUCAACGGCAUCGAGACCCCAGCGGGCCGCUGGGACCGUAACCCGCACGACGACCCACAGCCGCUCGGCUACAGAGGGACACUCGGAGGAGGAGGAAACGAUGUCGAGUCGCGACAGCUUCCUGAGCGAGAGGGGCUUCACGGUCCACGUCCCCGCCGGCGACUUGGGCUGCCCAGAAGAAGGCCGUGGCAAGGGCACCUCGGGCAGCAGCAGCAAUGGUCUCUGCAGGGGUCUCAUCACGAUCCUGGCCGCGCUGCUGGUGAUGGGGGCCACGGGAGCCAUCGUGUUCGCGCUCUACCAGGCGCGCCGGGACCUCGCCAAUCUCAAGCAGUCGCUGCCGAGCGUCAUCCACAGCGCGAUGAUCACCGAGCUGGAAGGUUUCCAGGUGGGACCGUACGAAAGACAGAUGACUGAGAAUAACUCGCAGUCGGGCAAGCCCUUGGCGCACCUCACAGUCCGCGCCUCCCCAGCGGCGUCUUUGCCCGCGAAGGGGGCGGGCAAUGUGAGCUGGGAGUCCCUCGCCUUGGCCGGCGUCUCCUUCCUGCGGAACGGCCUCAUCCUGCACAACGGCAACGUGCGCAUCGACAAAGAGGGAGACUACUUCAUUUACUCGCAGGUCUACUUCCAGAGCAGCGACUGCAGCGAAGGCGCCGGCGGGGACCACGUGCUGGUGCACGCGGUGAACCGCAAGGCGCCCAGCUACGAGAUGCCGUUCACGCUCAUGGAGGCCGUCAAGUCGCGCUGCGGCGACGGCGGCGGCAGCGGCGGCCUCGGGCACCGGCCCGCGACGCGCCGCCCCCCCCACCACCCGCACCGCCAAUCGCCGGGGCGGCCGUGGUUCGGCUCCAGCUACCAGGGUGGCGUGUUCAAGCUGGAGGCGGGCGACCAGCUGUACGUGUCCGUGUCCGACCUCAGCCUGGUGAGCGACGCGGCGGACAAGACCUACUUUGGGCUCUUCAUGCUCUGAGGUGUUUUGGACGACGGUUCCAGUCCACCCCCCCUCCCCCCCCCCCCCCCGGAUGUCCACGGCGGAGGGCGGGGGGG
This is a messenger RNA of Lethenteron reissneri (Far Eastern brook lamprey), 1322 nucleotides long. Its product is annotated as tumor necrosis factor ligand superfamily member 15-like. NCBI's taxonomy places the organism in Eukaryota, Metazoa, Chordata, Hyperoartia, Petromyzontiformes, Petromyzontidae. Gene Ontology annotation, cellular component: membrane. Gene Ontology annotation, molecular function: tumor necrosis factor receptor binding. The record is from RefSeq and is a predicted model, not a curated record. Gene Ontology annotation, biological process: immune response.